GAUUAUUCCUUGUGUUUCGACCAGCCAAACCAUCCAUCGACUCGCGAUUUUCUCUUAACCCCUCCCGACCUCGCUUGUCGCACCUAGAUCCCUGCAUUUCAGGGCAUCAUCGUUAUUCGGCACGCGAAGGCCCGCCUCGAUACAUCAUCCAACCACCUAAAUAAGUGCUGUCGACAAUUUUGUGCACUGCCGCCCGCCCACGACGUCCUCAUGUAUCACUAUCGCUGACACUGUGGAGGAACCUUGAAUCGGCGUAGACCUGUGUCAGGUCUGUGAUCGCUACUGGACUGGAGUCGGGCGCUGCUCCCUCCUUCACAACGCGUUGUGUGUGCAGCUCAUUAAACAUCCCCCCAACCCUCCCUGCAGGUCUCUCCAUAGUCCAGGAUGAAUCCAUUCGCUUUCAGACCUUUUCAGGUCACAAUAUUCACCACGAUUGUGUAUCUGGCCCUCCUCAUAUCUCUGGUCAUCGUCAAUGAAGCUGUCCCAUCUCCACCCUCAAGCUCAACGCCCUACACGGGCAUCAACCUCACCGAAGCCUGGCUUGAUCUGUCCACUCUCACCCAGGGCUAUCACCCUUACAACAGCCACAAGAAUGAUGAGGUGCGGACCUGGCUCUUACUGCGCAUCCAGCAGAUCCUCGAGGAGAAUGAAGCCGAUUGGCAGCCUGGUCACGGUGUCACCGUCUUCAACGAUCUCAUGUCAAAUGUGACCAUGUCUUUCAGUGGUCAGCCCGGGUCACCAGUAUCUAGUGUCGCCGCGUACUUUGAGGGGACCAAUGUGCUUGUCUAUAUUCGUGGUACCGAGGACGAGGAGGGAGAGUGGUGGAAGAAGAGGAACAACCGCCAGAAGCUGCCAAUCGGUGGUGGUGGCGUUCUGGUGAACGCACACUACGACUCGGUCUCAACUGGGUUCGGCGCGACUGACGAUGGUGUUGGCGUCAUCACUGUGCUUCAGCUCAUCAAGUACUUCACGACUGCUGGGAACCAGCCGAAACACGGAAUUGUAGCCUUGCUCAACAACGGCGAAGAAGAUUUCCUCUAUGGGGCUCGAGCUUUCGGCAACAGUCCGCUAAUGCCUUUUGUCCACACAUUCCUCAACCUUGAAGGCGCGGGUGCAGGCGGUCGCGCGAUACUGUUCCGUAGUACCGACCAGCAAGUUAUGAGCGCCUAUUCCAAGGCUCCUCACCCCUUCAGCUCUGUCAUAGCCUCCGACGCCUUUAGCUUGGGUGCCAUCAAGAGCCAGACUGACUUUGUCGUCUUCCAUGACAUCUAUGGGCAAAGGGGCCUCGACCUAUCCUUUUUCCAACCCCGGGCCAGGUAUCACACGCAAGACGAUGAUCGCAAGCACACAAGUCCCGCCAGCCUCUGGCACAUGCUGUCGUCAUCUGUCGUCACCAUGCGUGAUCUCACAAGCAGAACCUUUGUCGGCGACAGAGCAGAUGGCGACACGACCAAGGUGCCCAAUGGCAAAGGCAGCGGCGGCGUCUGGUUUGACCUCUUUGGGAGCAGUCUCGUCUUGUUCAACCUUAGAGGCAUGUUCGCGUGGUCGCUGACACUGCUCAUCGCAACGCCUCUUAUCCUGAUGCUGCUCACGUACCUGGCCCAAAAGAAGGGCAAAUACUACUUCUUCUCGAGCAAUGUCAGCAUCUAUGAGCACCCUGGCCCGAACCCGGGUGACUACGAGCGCGUCAGGACUGGUGGUCUGAAAGGGAUCAUCCGCUUCCCGCUUGCUCUUAUCGUGUCUGGAGCGUUGGUCUUUGGCGGGGCAUUUCUGCUGCGGAAGGUGAAUCCAUUUAUUGUGCACAGCAGCAAGUAUACAGUCUGGGCAAUGUCGAUAUCGCUGGCCUAUUUUUCCUUCUGGUGCAUCAUGCGGGGCGCAGACGUUACGAGGCCGAGUGCUUUGCACCGAGGCUACGCCAACAUCUGGCUCUUCACGAUCGGAUGGGCACUUCUGGUCGCAGUCACCGUCUUGGAGGACCGGUUUUCGAUUGCCUCUGGAUACUACGUCGUCUUCCUCCAAUCGGCACUAUUUUUGACCACUCUCAUAUCUGUCGCAGAACUGUUUGCCUUGCCUGACAAGAAGACCUGGGGUCAGGAGUACCGAGCCGACCACGAGGGGCAGGUUGAAGACGAGCACAAUAUUAGUGCGGACUCCAUCAUCGCUCCAAGCCCAGGUGAAGUGGACGGGCCCGACUCCGACGAAGCUGCGGAUGACGAGGCAGAGAGGGAAUCUGCGCCCAGUGCGACGACUCCUCUUCUCGGGAGACCUAGUCGUGGAGAGGGCGAGAGCCGGACGACAUUUGCCACGAGAUAUAGACGCUCUAUCUCCGCGCUGGCAGAUGUGACGACAAAUCAACGAGAAUCUGGGAAGGACUCGGGUGCUUUUGGCGACGAGCAACCCUGGUCCAAGUCUCUCCCUACUUGGACAUGGUUUCUCCAGUUCUUGAUCCUGGGGCCCUUCCUGAUCAUCCUCGCGGCGCAGACCGGACUGAUGCUGACAGACGCUACAAACCAGACCGCUGCUGACGGCUCAAACGCCCUGACCCCAUAUCUGUCUGUUUCGCUCUUCAGCAUGCUGCUCAUUCUGCCUCUGAUGCCUUUCAUGCAUCGUAUUACGCAUCACAUUCCCCUGCUUCUUCUCUGCGUCUUCAUCUUAACGUUGCUAUACAACCUCACCGCUGAGCCCUUCUCGUCAACAAACAGAUACAAGGCUUUCUGGCAGCAGACGGUCAACCUGGACACGGGGAUGUCCACUAUCAAAUUUGGCGGUAUAGAGGAGCAUCUGCGCCGCAUCAUCGCGGAACUCCCCUCUGCGGCAGGAAAGACAAUUGAAUGCCAUGCUUCGACGACAAGAGUCGGCAUAACUGAUUGCGAUUACGACGGAACGGAUAUCCCGCCUAAUGUUGCCAACAAUGUCGUGGAUGGUAUCCCACCACAGAAGGGCUAUGGCGAUCUGGUGUCUCUCCAACUGGCGCGAGGCGACGAGCCUGGCCACGCAAAGCUGACACUUGACGCGAAAAAUACCAAGUCUUGCUACCUCAAAUUCGCGAAGCCAAUUAAGAGAUUCACUGUUGCAGGUGGCCUCGACUGGGAUGACCGGUUUGGCCGGAUGCCGAACUCCGGGCUCAAUCACAUCCUGCUGUGGAGGCGGGACUGGGACAAGGUGUGGGAGGUUGAUAUCGAAAGUGCGGAAGGCCUAGAUGGGAAUGUCACCUGCAUUUGGAGCGACAUCAAUACGCCGGGCACGAUUCCUGCCCUGGAUGAGGCUAUCAAGUUUGCACCUGCGUGGGCUGUCAUCACCAAAUUUGCGGCUGGUCUGGUCGAAGGUACUAAGACCUUCAAGGUCUAAGCAGCCACCACAACAGGCACGCCCUGCCGCUCGGUUCACGCAAUCGGAUGAUGAGUUGACGAGUACAUGUGUUGUGAAUGACGGCAGUGCAGAUGCUCCUAUCCUACGAUGUGAUACAGGUUGUACAACACGAGUGAGCCCUGUGGUACCUGGUGUGCUAUCUUCUGGCUUGAGACUGGGUUUUGCGUUUUGGUUGAGGGGUGCCCGGGGUGGAAGGGGGGGGGCCUCUGCAGUCAUAGGGGGCACUUGUCUUUUUCUUUCUCCCCUACAACAUCAGCUGACAAGUUGCAUCAUUAGUGUUGAAUCGAUUCAUGGCUUUAAUUUUCUGGUAGCGUUCUCGCUGGCUUGGCCACCAGGCUGAGGUCAUUGCAGUGAAGCGCAACACCUGGUUGUACCCAAUCUGUAGCCAUCGACGUCGUACGGACAGACAAAGCGGCUAGCUGCCUCGCAUUCUCCGUAAAUGCGCAGUUUACAAUGCUGUGUUAGUUACGAUUCUCUUCUUGAAAAGUUUUGUUUCUGACCUGUUGUUCCACACACGGGCGGAGGCUGGUGACGUGUUAUGAAGCAGAACGGAGGUCGUAAUCCGGCCGUCCUAGCAGUCCUAGGUUUGUCUCAGGGGUUUGAUUAUAUGUACAAUUUGACGCGCUCGUCUCACUACGCCUCUUUCUUCUUUUUUGUCUCUUUUCUUUUCCUUUUCUUUUCUCGAAUAAGGGGAACCAGCCUAGAGCUAUGUUAAUCGAACACGGAAAGCGUCUUCAUCUG
Messenger RNA from Cryphonectria parasitica EP155, 4110 nucleotides. RefSeq lists its product as uncharacterized. Gene Ontology annotation, molecular function: metalloexopeptidase activity. The record is from RefSeq and is a predicted model, not a curated record. The transcript has 5 exons. Lineage: Eukaryota; Fungi; Ascomycota; Sordariomycetes; Diaporthales; Cryphonectriaceae. Gene Ontology annotation, biological process: proteolysis. The coding region runs from base 385 to 3348 and encodes 987 amino acids.